AUGUCGUUAUCAGUUCUACACGAGGAGUCAAUUCGCAAAGGUCUUUCGAAAAUCAAUGCAUUUGGACUUCCUCAUUGGUCGUUGUCGGUAUUGGACACUGUUCCUCCAUCGCAUGUAUUGGAAGUUCAUUACAAACUAAAAAAUUUCAGAAAGACUUGGGAGUUUUUAAACUUGAUUGCUAAACAAGCAGAUUUGAAGAAACAUCACCCAAAGAUCACAACUGUAUAUAACAAGAUUGACAUUGAAUUGACGACCCACGAUGUGGGAAAUAACAUAACUGAAGCAGACAUAGGACUUGCUGAAGCUAUACAUCAAGAGUACCACAAAUUAAAAGGCAAUACUAAGAGUGAAAGUAAAUAA
Molecule: messenger RNA, 360 nt
Organism: Lodderomyces margitis
Lineage: Eukaryota; Fungi; Ascomycota; Pichiomycetes; Serinales; Debaryomycetaceae
Gene: PHHB
Product: 4a-hydroxytetrahydrobiopterin dehydratase
Exons: 1
Coding region: 1-360 (119 amino acids)
Biological process (GO): tetrahydrobiopterin biosynthetic process
Molecular function (GO): 4-alpha-hydroxytetrahydrobiopterin dehydratase activity
Source: RefSeq, a predicted model, not a curated record